AUGGCUCGGGAUAUGUCAGAUAAAGAAAUCCUGAAAAUGGAGUUGGAACAGUUGAAGAAGGAAGUUAGCACACCCAGGACACCAGUGGGUGCAAACUGCGCAGAAACGAUUGCUUUUGUGGAGAAUCUGCUGCCAAAUGAUCCACUGAUUAAGGGCGUCCCAGAUGACAAGAACCCCUACAAGGGAGACAAGGGAGGCUGCAUAAUAACAUAA
Molecule: messenger RNA, 213 nt
Organism: Cheilinus undulatus (humphead wrasse)
Lineage: Eukaryota; Metazoa; Chordata; Actinopteri; Labriformes; Labridae
Gene: gngt2b
Product: guanine nucleotide binding protein (G protein), gamma transducing activity polypeptide 2b
Exons: 2
Coding region: 1-213 (70 amino acids)
Biological process (GO): G protein-coupled receptor signaling pathway
Cellular component (GO): heterotrimeric G-protein complex
Molecular function (GO): G-protein beta-subunit binding
Source: RefSeq, a predicted model, not a curated record